CACCUCCUUUUCAUCCGAAUUCUAGACUUUACCCAAGCAAUCAAUCUCUCUCCAACAACUUUCGUCCGUCCCACAGCAGAGUGAAUAUUCGCUAUCUCUUAUUCCAUGAGCGAACUGCAAAAGUCCUUCGCCAAAUCGAAACUGGCGAAACUCCCACCCGAACCCCCUCUAAUCCCCGAAACCAUCGAAGAUGAUUCCUCCUCAACGUCGUCAACAGACACAAUCAUUCCUUCGCCGACAAAGCAAUUAUUUUCCAGACCUGGAGGAGCCCGAGGAUCCACGACUACUCUAGAUUGGACCGCCUUUUUCACCCAGGAGCUCUACCUCUCACAAAAGGUUGACGAUCUCAAUAUAGAGCAUCAUGUAUAUCUCACUCCGCCGACGAACUCGGGCCCUCUCUUCGUCAUGCACCACGGCGCCGGCUCGUCGGGUCUCUCCUUCGCAACCUGCACAGCCGAGAUCCGCCAGAUCAUUCCCAAUGCUGGGAUUCUCUCCCCAGAUGCUCGGGAUCACGGAAGCACCUCCGUAACGCGGGAAGACGGAAACGCAGUCGACCUGGAUCUGAGUCUGGACACCUUAACCCGGGACCUCCUCUUCGUUAUUCAUGCGACACAGGCGAAAAUGGGCUGGGACAUUCUUCCGGAUAUUGUUCUUGUCGGGCACAGUUUAGGGGGGGCCGUCAUCACGGAUGUAGCUAAGAAAGGCGAACUGGGUGCGAAGCUUCUAGCUUAUGCUGUUUUGGAUGUUGUCGAGGGAUCCGCAAUGGACGCCCUCCAAAGUAUGGAAACAUACCUCUCUACCCGUCCCUCGCGGUUCCCCUCUCUAGCCUCUGGAAUCGAGUGGCACACACGCUCCCGCACAAUCCGCAACAGGACCUCCGCUCGAGUCUCCGUCCCCCCAUUACUCUACCACCAAGACUCCCCCAUCGACCCAACCAAACCCUGGGCCUGGCGCACAAAUCUCGCAGCAACAAAGCCCUUCUGGGAAGGCUGGUUUGUCGGACUCAGUCGGAAAUUCCUCGAAGCCCGCGGCGGGAAACUACUUCUCCUAGCCGGGACAGAUAGACUAGACAAGGAGUUGAUGAUUGGACAGAUGCAGGGGAAAUACCAACUCCAGGUCUUCCCCGAAGCAGGCCACUUCAUACACGAGGACCAGCCCGCAAAGACAGCACAGGUUCUAGUUGACUUCUACAAACGGAAUGACCGGAGUGCAUUGGUGCUGCCGCCCAAGGUAGCUGAUAUGCAAGCCUCCGCGGCUAUGAAGUUGGGGGGUGGGGCGCAAACGAAGCCCCAGGGCGGCGGCGGCGGUGGUGGUGGUGGUGGUGGUGGUAUAGGGUUCCUGAAGAACCCUUAGCCAAGUAGAUAGGUUCUUUUGUAUUUCCUUUGUAUAUGUAGUGAAUGGAAUGAAAGGAAACCUCCCUUACGUCGCUGGUCUUCGUUGGGAAGAGAAGAGAAGAGAAAGAAGAAUAAAAAAGAUAGGGGUUGUAAAUGUAUAAAUUCUUCCUAUUUUAUAUUGAAAGAAACUUCUCCUCACCCCUUUUCAGAAUGCAG
Messenger RNA from Aspergillus ochraceoroseus IBT 24754, 1550 nucleotides. RefSeq names its product putative ribosomal protein/carboxylic ester hydrolase (Ppe1) (gene ppe1). The record is from RefSeq and is a predicted model, not a curated record. The transcript has 5 exons. Bases 106 to 1353 code for a protein of 415 amino acids. NCBI's taxonomy places the organism in Eukaryota, Fungi, Ascomycota, Eurotiomycetes, Eurotiales, Aspergillaceae. Gene Ontology annotation, biological process: protein demethylation. Gene Ontology annotation, molecular function: protein methylesterase activity.